Periophthalmus magnuspinnatus is the source of this 2332-nucleotide messenger RNA. It is a transcript of the gene casq1b, whose product is annotated as calsequestrin 1b. Bases 114 to 1550 code for a protein of 478 amino acids. Gene Ontology annotation, biological process: regulation of skeletal muscle contraction by regulation of release of sequestered calcium ion. Gene Ontology annotation, molecular function: calcium ion binding. The transcript has 12 exons. The record is from RefSeq and is a predicted model, not a curated record. Lineage: Eukaryota; Metazoa; Chordata; Actinopteri; Gobiiformes; Gobiidae. Gene Ontology annotation, cellular component: sarcoplasmic reticulum lumen.
GGUGCUCUGCUCUUCUCUUGCCGGUGGGGACAGGAGGACUGACCCCUUCCCCUCACUCAGUCGUCUUGUAGUGUUAGAAGCAGCUCUGUGAAGCGCAGUGAGAAGAGAGCGCCAUGAAGUGGGGCUGGGUGAUCGUGGGGGUCCUCCUAACUCUAGGAGCCCUCAGUUGGGCUGAAACUGGUUUGGAAAUCCCAGAGUACGAUGGUAAAGACCGCGUCCAUGAACUCACCCCCAAGAACUACAAAUCUAUCAUGAAGAAGUAUGACGUGAUGGUGAUCUACUACCACAAGCACGUGCAGGGCAACCGCGCCGCCAUGAAGCAGUUCCAGAUCGAAGAGCUGGCUCUGGAGUUGAUCACGAGCCAGGCUGCGCAUAUCUUUCAGCUCGCAGCUCAGGUCCUGGACGACAUGGAGGACCAGGACAUUGGAUUUGCUCUUGUUGAUGAAAAGAAAGGAGCUGCUGUUGCCAAGAAGCUUGGUCUGGACGAGGUGGAAAGCAUCUAUGUGUUUGCUGAUAAUGAGAUCAUCGAGUACGACGGCGAGCUGGCGGCCGACACGCUGGUGGAGUUCCUUUAUGAUGUCAUCGAGGACCCGGUCGAGAUCAUUGAUAACGAACGUGAACUGAAGGGUUUUUACAACAUGGACGAGGUCAUCAGGCUCGUUGGUUAUUUCAAGAGUGAAAAAUCUCCCCACUUCAUCGAGUACGACGACGCAGCGGAGGAGUUUCAUCCUUUUGUCAAAUUCUUUGCCACAUUUGACGCCAAGAUUGCCAAAAAACUGAAGCUGAAGUUGAAUGAAGUGGACUUUUAUGAGCCUUUCAUGGAGGAGCCUGUCACCAUCCCAGGAAAGCCCUACAUCGAAGACGAGCUGGUGGAAUACAUUGAGCAGCAUGACAGGCCGACCUUGAGGAAGCUUGAACCUCACAGCAUGUACGAGAUCUGGGAGGAUGAUAUUGAUGGAGAGCACAUUGUGGCUUUUGCUGAAGAAGAUGACCCAGAUGGCUUUGAGUUCCUGGAAAUCUUGAAGGAAGUUGCUCGUGAGAACACAGAUAAUCCAAACCUCAGCAUCAUCUGGAUUGACCCAGACUCGUUCCCUCUGCUGGUUCCAUAUUGGGAGAAGACUUUUGGGAUUGACUUGGCGUCUCCUCAGAUCGGCGUUGUUGAUGUUGAAGAUGCCGACAGUGUGUGGAUGGAAAUGGACGAUGACGAUGAAAUGCCCACCGCCGACGAACUGGAGCAGUGGAUCGAGGACGUUCUUUCAGGCAAGAUUGACCCAGAUGACGAUGACGACGACGACGAUGAUGACGAUGAUGACGACGACGAUGAUGAUGACGACGAUGAUGACGACGACGAUGAUGACGACGACGACGAUGAUGACGACGAUGAUGACGAUGAUGAUGACGAUGAUGACGAUGAUGAUGACGACGACGAUGAUGACGACGACGAUGAUGACGACGACGAUGAUGACGACGAUGAUGAUGACGACGACGAUGAUGACGACGAUGAUGAUGACGACGAUGAUGACGACGAUGAUGAUGAUGACGAUGAAUAAGUUGUAUUUAUAAAUAAUUUAAUGUGAUAGUUUGAAAAUGAACCGUGUAUCUGUUACCGCGGUGACGCUAGGCUCACUUCCUUUAAUCACACAAUCACACGUUUAGUUUGUACCGUUUUACUCUUUCCUUUUACAAGAACUGAGCGAAUAUGAAAAUCUCAAACUAUCACUUUAAAUACUGUAGCAAACCAUUUGUAGUUUGCUUUUGUGUGGUUUCCUGUGAAACCAGAAGCGUCGCUAUGGCAUGAUUCAGUGAUCCUGCCGUUUUUUUAAGACCCUCUGAAGAGGCUGUAAAACAGGUGUGACUUAUUAUGUCCUGAAGAUAAUCACACUAAUUUAACUAACAGUUUGAUACACACCCUUUCUACCACCUGAUCCUUGAUAUUUCUGUUUAAAUAUCAUGUUUUUUACUUGAAAAAGAGAAGAAAAAUAGAACCUUCUGCUGUGUAUACCCAAACCCACUGGACAGUCUUAAAUCCUGAAGAAGAAGCACAUUUAAGAUCAAACAUACAUUAUACGUUAUAAAGAAUUAUAACUCACGACAGAAUAAAACGAGGGAUCAUCAGCACCAUCACACAUGUUCACCUUUGUCUUUGGCAGCACAUGUAAUAGUUUAUGUCAUCCUGGGCUCGGGACUAAACAGGAGCCAUCAGACGUUUUAUAAACUCACAAACCAAACUCAGAUCAUUCAUGGGCAGAGAAUACGGCCUUUAAUAUAGAGCAAAAUGCAGUAUUUAAUGCAAAUGUGAUUCUUCUCUCAAUAAAAACAAUGGUAAAAAUGG